UAGAACCGAACAGCAAAAGCGGGGAAACAAUAACAAAAACAACAACAAAAAAACAUUUAAGGGAAAUGUUAACCCAACAAAAAUACCAACUACAAAUUGUGUAAAAAAUUCCAUCAAUACUAUUUACAUCAUUCAAAAAUUAAUCUAAUAGACAACAAAAAAAAACGAGCAAAAUAAAAGAGACGAAAUGUUUAUUUUAACGGUAAUUAAAUUGCUGCUUAUAGCCUUAAAUAUAUUCCCCAGUCGAUUCACAAAUCGACGGAUUUUGUUUGUCAUCUACAUGACGAAUCUGGUGACGCACGUCAUGAUGGAUGAGCCACGCUUCGCCCAGCCGAUACCAAACGUCACCGUGGCCGUGGGCCGUGAUGCCAAUCUGCCCUGUGUCGUUGAGCAUUUGGGUGGCUAUAAGGUGGCUUGGAUACACAUCGACAGGCAAAUGAUAUUGACCAUCCAUCGGCAUGUGAUAUCGCGGAUACCACGCUACAGCAUCACCUACACGGACAACACGUGGCUGUUGCACGUGAAUCAGGCCCAUCAGGAUGAUCGCGGCUACUACAUGUGUCAGGUCAACACGAAUCCAAUGAUUAGCCAAGUUGGCUAUCUACAGGUGGUGGUGCCACCCAACAUUCUGGACAUUGAGAGCACACCAUCGUCGGUGGCCGUGCGUGAGAAUCAAAAUAUCAACAUGACAUGUCGUGCCGAUGGCUUUCCAACGCCCAAAAUCAUUUGGCGUCGCGAGGAUGGCGAGGAAAUUGCCGUCGAAAAGAAGAAAAAAGGUAAAGUGCUGGUCUAUGAUGGCGAUGUCCUGCCGCUGACCAAAGUGAGUCGCAAUGAGAUGGGCGCCUAUCUCUGCAUUGCCACAAAUGGAGUACCGCCAUCGGUGUCCAAGCGCAUUAUCCUGGAUGUGGAGUUCUCGCCUAUGAUUUGGGUGCCGAAUCAACUUGUUGGCGCUCCAUCCGGCACAGAUGUAACCAUCGAUUGCCACACGGAGGCGCAUCCCAAGGCCAUCAUAUAUUGGGUAUACAACUCGGUGAUGGUAUUGCCCAGCAAGAAGUAUAAAACCGACUAUACGGAGAACUCCUAUCGCGCCCACAUGAAACUGACGAUAAGAAACCUACAAUAUGGUGACUUUGGCAACUAUCGAUGCAUCUCGAAGAACUCACUGGGGGAAACGGAAGGCUCCAUACGUGUUUACGAAAUUCCUUUGCCAUCCACACCAUCCAAGCAGGUGACCCACACAACCGUCGAGUCCAGGGAGAACAAUAUCAUACCCUCAUCACGCAACGAUACAACGAAAUCCCUACAAACGGAUGUUGGAUAUGCCAUGAAGAACGAUUUAUAUCCUGGCUCUGCCUCCUCCUCAUCGGGGCCGGGUGGCAGUGCCUCGGCUGCCUCGUCAUCAUCAUCGACCUCCAUGCAGACCUCAGCCCUGCCAGGCGGUGCAUCGGGCAAUACCCUAUCCGCAUUGGGGGGCAGCUCCAAGGGCUCCCUGGCGAUAGGCAAGAGCAUGUUCUUCACGGAGCGACCACCGAAUGAGUAUUCAUCAUCAGUGGCUGGACUGAUGCCACCGCACAGAGAGCUGCUGCUGCUGCUUAGCUGCUGGCUAACGCUGGGCACAGGCAUCUAUCUGUCGAUUCAGCUUUGAAAUCAAUAAAUCCUUUGAGUUACUCAAUAAGCAUUUACAAAAUGCAGCCAAAGGGGUGGGGUCUAGUCUAUCUAUCGGGGGGAAAAAGGGGUUUAGCCUAGGUAUAUAAACAUAUUUCAUAGCUGGAAAGUACAUAUAUCAAAAGGAAAAUACCAAUAAGAAUAAUGCUUAAAACACUUGGCUCAACUCACAUCAAAGCUAUGAGAAUUUGUAAAAUUAUCAAACAAAAAAAAAAUUAAAAAAAAACAAAACGAAAACAUAAAGAAAAACGUAUGAAAAUAUUUUGCAAAAACAAUAAAAUGCUCAUUGUAUGUAAAAUACUUAUGAAAGAAUGGGGGAUUAUAAAGCUUAAGAUAUCCCCAAAAAAACAAACUGAGAUGAAAAUCUUCUUGUAUAAUACAUAAAACUUAAACUGAAACUAAAAGCUUAGAAUUAAAUAUAAAAAUCUAAAAAUGUAGUAUCAAAGCGUUGAGCAAAAAGUCUCUGUAUUUUUUUCCUGGAUUUCAGGGCUUAAGUCUGUUUUCUUUUUGUACCACACAAAGCAAAAAAUGCUCCCUCUUAGAGCCCGAACUAUGUUUAUUAAAGAUGCAUUUUUGGUCAAAACCAAACAUAACUGGUUUCUAUUUGGCCAAUUUCAUACAGAUAUUUUUUGCUUUUAAUUGAGAAUUAAUAUUAAGUUUGUUUUUGGGUAUGGAUACCCAACACGCACAUAUGUAUACAUAUCCAAAUGUCACACAGACACAGAAAAUGCAGAAAACACUCGUACAAACUGAACAACUUUUCAUAUCAGGCAGACGAAUAAGAGUCUGAGUGUUUUUGAAUUUUGUUUGAACAUAUCUAAAAAUGUAUACAGUUCUCUCUCAAAU
Drosophila obscura is the source of this 2511-nucleotide messenger RNA. RefSeq names its product lachesin (gene DIP-delta). The record is from RefSeq and is a predicted model, not a curated record. Gene Ontology annotation, cellular component: neuron projection. Lineage: Eukaryota; Metazoa; Arthropoda; Insecta; Diptera; Drosophilidae. The coding region runs from base 188 to 1645 and encodes 485 amino acids. The transcript is spliced from 11 exons.